UACCAAUCAUGUGGCUCGUCCUGCCCCCGACAGAUUGGAGGCAGACCUUAAACUUGAGCCGCAUCCUACAGCAUUACUAUUGGCCGCUGGCAAUCGCUUUGUCAGUUGAUUGGAGAGAAUGAAUGUCCAUCAGCGUCACGCUCCGAGUCAAGGAGAGGCGAAACGAGGGGGAAGACGACUUCCCUCCGGAGGGUAGACGGGCCUGCUGGGAUACUCCCGGAUGACUGGGGAAGGCAGUGGGCGGGUUUCGGCGUUCCGCGGAACGCCGGGAAGGGGUUACUUCUAGACGACGGUUCCGGUUCCGGUGUGUGGGGGGGGUGGGGGGGUUGAGUUGCCGUGGCAACGCGGUAGCCGGGCGUAGAGUUGCUGCAUCGGGGCGACGGCGGGGCUGGAGUCGGCCCGGGUCUGCCUUUCCCAGCCUAGAUUCAUGGAUUCCAGGUAAAUCAGAGGAACAGAAAUAUAUAGGAAGUGUGGAGGUGCUGAAGCCCAGGCGUUGCAGAAGACUGUGUCUGCCCCUGCAGCUGCCAUGACUCAGCCACCCCAGGAGGGCUUCGACAGGAGCGUGGAGGAUGCCCGGGAGUGGAUGAAGGCCAUGCAGGAGCGACUGCAGUUCAACGACAACACCCAGGGGCCCCGGGUGGCCCUGGAGGCCAGGCUGCGGGAGACCGAGAAACUAUGCCAGCUAGAGCCGGAGGGGCGCGUGAAGGUGGACCUGGUGCUCCGGGUGGCUGAAACCCUCCUGGCGUGUUGCCGUGAGGACCAGAAGCCCGAGAUCCUGGCCCAGCUGAAGGACAUCAAAGCCCAAUGGGAGGAGACGGUCACCUACAUGACUCACUGUCACAGCCGCAUCGAGUGGGUGUGGCUACACUGGAGCGAGUACCUGCUGGCUCGAGACGAGUUCUACCGCUGGUUCCAGAAGAUGAUGGUGGUGCUGGAGGCCCCCGUGGAGCUGCAGGUGGGCCUGAAGGAGAAGCAGUGGCAGCUGAGCCACGCCCAGGUGCUGCUGCACAACGUGGGCAACCAGGCCGUACUCCUGGACCGGCUGCUGGAGGAGGCGGCCUCCCUGUUCAACAGGAUCGGGGACCCCAGUGUGGACGAAGAUGCCCAGAAGAGGAUGAAGGCUGAGUACGGUGUGGUGAAGGCCAAAGCCCAGGACAGAGUGAGUCUGCUGGAGCAGAUGACCCGGGAGCAUGAGGAUUUCCAGGCAGAUGUGGAUGAGUUCCAGCUGUGGCUGAAUGCGGUGGUGGAAAAGGUGAACGGCUGCCUGGGACGGAGCUGCAAACUGUCCGCCCAGCACGGUCUCUCCAUGCUGCAGGACAUCGCCAGUGAUUUUCCCCGGGGUGAGAAGUCCUUGAGGAGGCUGGAGGAACAGGCUGUGGGCGUCAUCCAGAACACCUCUCCUCUGGGUGCAGAGAGGAUCACCGAGGGACUGGAGGAUAUGCGCAGAGCUCUGGAGAAGAUGCGCGUCCUCUGGGAGGAGGAGGAGGAGCGGCUGCAGGGCCAGCUCAGGUCCAUGGGGGCCAGUGAGCAGCAGUGGCGGCAGCUGGAAGCCGAGCUGGGAGAGUUCAGGAAGGACCUCCAGAGGCUGGCCAAGGAGGGCCUGGAACCCGCAGCGAAGGCGGGGACCGAGGACGAGCUGGUGGCCCGCUGGAGACUCUACUCGGCGACGCGGACAGCGCUGGUGGCCGAAGAGCCCCGGGUGGCCUGGCUGCAGGCCCAGCUGAAGGAGCUCAUCACCCUCUCCCGUGACCCGCAGCCUCUCUCCGACAGCGUGGUCGCUGCCCUCCAGGAGUUCCAGAGCAUGAAGGGGAAGAGCACCAAGCUUCGCAAUGCCACAGGGCUGGAGCUGUGGCAGUGUUUCCAGCGGCCUCUGCAGGAUCUGCAGCUGUGGAGGGCCCUGGCCCAGAGGCUCCUGGAUGUUACCGCCAGCCUGCCAGACCUGCCCUCCAUUCACACCUUCCUGCCCCAGAUCGAGGCGGCCCUGGCUGAAAGCUCCCGCUUGAAGGAGCAGCUGACGGCGCUGCCGCUGAAGAAAGACUUGCUGAGGAGCGUCUUCGGCCAGGACAGAGCGGCGGCCCUCUUGGAGCAGGUGGUGAGCUCCGUGCGGGACCGGGACCUGCUGCACAACAGCCUUCUGCAGAGGAAAAGCAAGCUGCAGAGCUUGCUGGCCCAACACAAAGAUUUUGGGGCUGCUUUUAAGCCCCUCCAGAAGAAGCUCUCAGACCUCCAUGGCAGGGUCCAAGCUGAGAAUGGGCUUCAGCAGGACCUUCCUGGGAAACAGGCCCAGCUUUCAAGGUUGCAGGGGCUGCAGGAAGAGGCGCUGGACCUGGGGGCAGAGAUGGAGGCCAUGAGGCCUCUCGUCCAGGGGAACCCCGGCCACCAGCACAAAAUGGACCAGAUUUCCACCGACUACCAGGCCCUGCAGAGGUCUCUGGAGGACCUCAUGGACAGGGGCCAGCAGAGUGUGCGGGAACACUGCACCUUCCGCCACGAGCUGCUGGAGCUGCGACAGUGGAUUGCCAUGGUCACUCAGAAGCUGGAAUCACACCAGGAGGAUGCAGGCACAUGGGACGCCCAGUCCCAGGAGGUCAAAGUCGAGAGGCUGCUGGCUGAAUUCCCGGAGAAGGAGGCCCAGCUGCCCCUGGUCGAAGCACACGGCCGGCUGGUGAUGAAGAAGUCUUCUCCGGAAGGGGCUGCCAUCGUCCAGGAGGAGCUAGAGGAGCUGAUGGAGUCCUGGCAGGCCCUGAGGCAGCUGGAGGAAAGCCUGCUGAGCCUCAUCAGAAACCAGCAGCUGCAGAAGACGGAAGUGGAUUCAGGGAAGAAAAUGAUUUUCACCAACAACAUCCCGAAGGCCGGGUUUCUCAUCGAUCCCAUGGAUCUUGUUUCCAGGCGUCCCCGUCAGGCAAACCCACUCCAGGAAGAAGGCAGCCAUGAAGGUUUCUCCCAACUCCUGAGGGACUUCGAGCAGUGGUUAGAGGUGGAAAAUGCCAAGCUGGUUAGAAUCAUUGCGAUGAGAACGGCCACCGCCAAGGAUUUGAAGACCAGGGAAACGAAGCUGCAGGAGCUGGAGGCUCGGGUGCCAGAGGGUCAGCAUCUCUUCGAGAACCUCCUCCAUCUCGGGCCAGCAAGGGGGACCUCCAACGAGCUGGAGGACUUGCGUUACCGGUGGAUGCUGUACAAGUCCAAGCUCAAGGACUCUGGCUACCUGCUGACGCAGAGUUCUCCAGGGGAGCCGACUGGAUUCCAGAAGAGUCCGCGGUGGCCGGCGCGGUGGCGAGGACUCGGCUCCCUCUUCCCGAAGGUGUGCUGCGUGGCGCUCCCCCUGCAGCUCCUGUUCUUACUCUUGCUGCUCUUGCUGCUCCCUGUUGGGGAGGACAGCCGCAGCUGCUCCAUGGUCAACAACUUCGCCCGCUCCUUCAGGCUCAUGCUCCGCUACAGCGGCCCGCCGCCCACCUGACCCCAGGUGGCCCCUCUCCGACCCUCCGCCCGCCCCAGCACUGCUUCUGGGGCUGCGGAGGCAGGCGGCCGCCGGACACAUACUCUACUGACGUUCUCCAAAGAAAACCACUUUUUAUACGGUGUCGUCUUAGUCUAUUUAUACAGAAGCUGUCCUGUGUGUGACUAGGGGAUGGUGGAUAGAAUUUUUGUAGCCUCUGUAUGUAGAUGCUUAGUCUGUAUCGUUUCAUAUAUGAUGUCUCUUUGUGGGGGGGCCGAAUUCCUAGCACUUUGAGGGUCCAGGGGGAUUGGGUGGCAUUUUGCCUUGGUCUGCAGUUCCCCCCCAACCCGCGCCCUGAAAAGCAGGAGCAAAUAACAUGUCACUUAUGGCCACUGCUUGCCCGGAAGCUGAGCCCUGAGCCCAGCUGUGAGAAGACCCCUGAGCUGCGGACAUGGAAGAGCCACACAGGCCCUCACUCGGCGCCCAGUUACUCUUGCUUUAGGCACAGUGAGGACAAAGGACAGCAGCUUAGACGCUGUGGGUUGGAAGCAGAAGUGGUGAUUACCGAAGGCGGGCCUGGUGACAGCAGUGACAAGUGACAAGUAAUAGAGUGAUAUCAAGGAAGGAAAAGAGCUAUAACGAGGAGACCCAGAGCAUUGAAACAGCACACAGCACGGGGGCUCCAUGGGUGGGGGAGGGACCGCUAACCGCAACCCCCCCCCCCAGCCUCCGAUAGCACAGAGCCACAGUGGAGGUCCGUGGCCAUGACACUGAUCCGCAGGCACGCUGAGCUGGGGCCCCACGUGCUGUGUGCAAGGAGAAGGGAAGGCGAGAAACUCGGUCACAGGGGUCUUCAUGCAGAAUGGGGAGCGCGCUGUGUGCAUCACCCCCGGGAAGAUGCAUCCCUUCUGUUGCUCUCUGCUUUUUCCUGGUCUGCGACUUGAGCCGAAGGGCCAGAAGGGAUGCAUCUGGGAGGCCAGGUACCAGGGAUCAAGGGUCCAGGACAGGGAUCAGAGACGGACCUUAGAGCUGAGCCUGUCUGCAGGGCUCUGCCUCUUCCUCCCGCAAGAAGGGACUUCAGAGAGAGGCGGGUCUUCUGGGCCCAGAGUGUCCCACACAUGGCCUCACAAGAGGCCAUGGCCCGGGCCGCCCCAAACCCCAAAUGAGGCUCCCUCUGGGCAGGGCAAGGCUGUUAAUCUCCCUGCAGCCCCUGGGGAGGAGCCGGGGGACCCUGUGCUGGGCCCUGAGGCCAGAAACAUGUCCCUUCUUCCCCAGGGAAUUCUGGAUGGCUCCUAAGUGCAUUAUAACUGGAUCAUGUUUUUCCUUAAUCAACACUAAGUGUCCUUUCAGAAAACGCCUAGUGCCCAUUCUUUACAAACUGAUUUCGUCUGCAGGAGACCAAGACGGGGUCCUCUAGGCCUUUGGGAUCAUAAAGUGUCCAGACCCAGAAAGGCCCUGUAAAGGGAGAGAAACGGAGGAUCCAGGAGGGUCCUGACUGGUGGCACCAAGCCCCGCCCCGCAGCACUCCUGCACACUCGGCCCCACCCUCUCCAGUGGCAGAGGAGGGCCCGAACCCAGGCUUCCCUGAAACUCAGCGGAGCUGGGCAUUCACAGGCAGGAAAAUGGUACUGCCCAGAAGAGGUCUUGGUUUGCACUCAGAAAGCACACUUUUCUCCAGAUACCAGGAAACGAGCCACAAGACCAUUCUCCAGGGACCACUGCCGUGGAAAAUCAGGGCUGAGUGAGCCAAGGCCUUGGGCCCAAGCUGGCCAAGCCCAGGUGCUCACUGGGCCGUGUGGCUCCGGCCGCUGGAAGGUCAGACUAUGGCAGGGCCUUCGAGCAAUCUCCAUUCCCACUCUCCCACUUUGCAGGCCGGGAGGCUGAGGCCCAGAGAGGGGAGGAACUUAGCCAUGGCCACACAGUGAGAGCAGGAAGCCAGACAGAGCCAGGCACCCCCACCCUCUGGCUCACUGUAGCGGGACCCCCCCCCGGCCCCAUGUCAGGAGCUCCAUCAAGGAGCAGGUGCUCCAGGCGAAGGCUGCUGUGUCCCCUGUGGCCCACGUCGGGAAGGGGGGAUCUGCAGUGUGCAGGCUGAUGGCAGCAGUGGGGUGGGGUGGGGUGGGGUGGAGAAUGUCUCUGCAUAUUUUUUAAACUUUGAUAAGGAGGCCAUAGAGCCUGCUUGUUUGCAUAACUUUUUUAAAAGAGAAUUGAUAUUUUCAUUACUUUCCUAUAAAUACAGUUGUGAAAUAAUAGCUCACUUGCUGGUGCUUUUCAAGUGUAAUCUCUUCUGCUUAAAGUGGAUGCAGACAGUUAUGAUUUUUAUGACUUUCCAGCUUCCUGAACAACAACCGCAAAGAGCUUUCAAGUGCCAUUUGAGAAAGGUGCCCCAGUGGGGCCUUGUGUGUUUAUUUUUCCUCUGUGCCCAGAGUGAGAGUCGUGGAAAGAAAUGUGAAUAUCAUGGCCCGGCCCAGCUCUGUGUGUUUGUGUGUGUGUGAGAGAGACAGACAGACAGACAGACGGACAGAGAGAAGGGAAGAGGAAGAGAAGGAAGAAGGGGAGGGGGGAGUAUGGGAGCAGGAAGCAGAGGGAGAGGGGAGGAGGGGGGGAGAGGAAAACAGUGAAUAUGACCAAAGGUGCCGGUCCCCUCCUCAGCUGCCCCCCACCCUGUGCCCUUUCUCUUAGUCUGACCUCGCGGGGAAAGGCCCAUGCAGGACCCGAGGGUGAGGGGUGGGAUGUGUGGGUGCGGAUGGCAGGGGAGACUCAGGAGGAGCUCCGCUUCGGAGCAGAGGGGACAAUGGCAUCCAAAACAAGAGUGCCCUCCAUUUGGUACUUGCAGGUGCCCGGCCCCUUGGUAGGCGCCGGAGGAGCCAUAUUUCGUUUAAUCCCCACGACAAUUCUCGGGGAGUGACAUUAACUUCACCUCCCCGACAGGGCUUCGGGCUGGCUCUGCCGGGGUGCAGGGAGAUCUCAGUGAGUGGGCGCUCUGCCCUCCACUCGGCGGGAGGACCAGCUCCCACAUGGGCUUCCCUGCUGCUCUCGUCCUAGAAUCGGCACAGGGUCACCCCCCAGGUUGGGGGGGGGCAGAGACCCCAGGGUCCUCUGCAAACACCUUCACACCAGUUACUUCCCACUGCACAGGGAAGCAGGGCUUCCUGCCCCGCCGCAGGCUGGGCAGCUCUCUGUCCUCCUGCGCGGUCCCAGGCAUGGCUGGUACGCGGAUAAGCCCGCUGCCCAGCACAGGGUGGGGACUUCAGCUGUGGUUGUUGAAUCCCAUGAAAAACCCCAGAGGCGAGUGUGUUUGACACCUCAACCCCCCUUCAGGGUACAGAGGAAGCCUUUUGGACUCACUCGCAUCUCUCACCACCUCAUCUCUUUUCUCCGGGCUCUUUGCUCUGGAUGUGCAAGCCCUCAGAUGCUACAUGUUUAUUGUCACUUCUCUUCCUGACACAAUUAUUCAUCUGCAGCCAUGGGUCAUGGUAGAAAUUUGUGGUUGGAAAUACCAAACUGAGAAGCCCACUUAACCCCACUGGAGAUUUUCUGAGUUGGAAAUAAACAUUCUAUCGAUCAAUUUGGCCAAGAAUUAGGAUAAGCUCUUGCCCCUCCCCACCUCCUGCCCACUGUUAGUCCCCAGAGCAGGGGCACUGAGGGACCCCCAAGGGAGGAAGGGAGACUGUGCCUUGGGGGGCGGGGGGUGAGGGGUCCAGGGUGUUCUGUGAAUCCUGAGGAGCGGCUCACGCUGGUGGCGGCACAGGGAUGUCCAGUAAGCCUCUUGUGUCCCUGGCCCAGCCGGGAUUGUGCCCUAAUUCCCUCUCUCAUGGGAACUCAGCUACUCCAGCGGGCCACCCCCCACCCCACUCUUCUCAGCCAGUCUGACCGUCACCAGUCUGGGGCAGUACAGGAGAGGUGGCGAGGCCGUGAACUGAGAGCUCAGCACAGGCCCAGCACUAAAUACACCGACAUUUACUGCUCUUACUGCAUCCAGGGCAGACAUUGAUCGUAGAUUACUGAGGUCUCCCCUCCCCCUCUCCAGCCCAAAUGGGCCUCAGAGUCCUUCUCAGAACCACUCCAGGCAUGGGGCGCCUGGGUGGCUCAGUCGUUAAGUGUCUGCCUCCGGCUUGGGUCAUGAUCUCAGGGUCCUAGGAUCGAGUCCCACAUCAGGCUCCCCGCUCCGCGGGAAGCCUGCUUCUUCUCCCUCUCCCUCUCCCCCUGCUUGUGUUCCCUCUCUCGCUGUGUCUCUCUCUGUCAGAUAAAUAAAUAAAAUCUUUAAAAAAAAAAGCCACUCCAGGCAGCUGCUGCCAAUCAAUCCAUUGGUCAUUCGAGAAAAACCUGUUUGACUUCCUUGCACCUGAUACCCAUCCCCUCAGCAAACUCAAUUUUGGCCGCCUCCUUUCUUUUUUUGGGGGGGGUUUAAAAUGAAGAUGUUCCCAAUCAAAAAUCACUUUCCUUAGUUUAGUACAUGGGUGAUGCAAGCUAAGCCCAGAAAGCAGAUAAUGGGAUGAAUUACCAGAUCGAACUUUCAAGGGAAGCAAAAUGGAGUAGGAAAUGCUAAAUUACCUGGUUUUCCAAAUGGUCAGAGGUGGAAGGGUUUUUAUAGACUGUUGUUCCAACCUGUGCCCAUUUUGCAGGGGAGCAAACUGAGGUCCCAGAUGCUCCUGUCCACCCAGUGACGCAGGGAGUUAGGUCCGGAGCUGGAGACAGGUCUCACCGCAUCAGGUGACAGAGCGACAGUGCUCAGUGCUGGACAGGGUGCAGAUGGAGCUCUGCUGUUAACGGCUGGGUGACCUUGAAUGAGCGCCCUGUCACCGUCCCUGCAACCAUAAAAGGGGAAGUUAGCCCUGGAAUCCCCUGUCCUGCUUGAGAUGUUAGCUAUUCUCAGAAGAUGGUGGUGGGAAAUCCCUAGAUUCAGCCCAGAAUCUCAGAAUCCCUCCUUCCACCAGCUUUGACUUAAACAACCGGGGACUUUGCUUUUCCCUCAUCCUGAGAAAUCUAGCCAGGUAGUUAUUGGCAUCCUUUGCUCAGCUCAGGGAUGUCAGAGCCAAGGAUUCUUUUUUUUUUUUUUAAAGAUUUUAUUUAUUUGACAGAGAGAGACA
This is a messenger RNA of Zalophus californianus (California sea lion), 8526 nucleotides long. It is a transcript of the gene SYNE3, whose product is annotated as spectrin repeat containing nuclear envelope family member 3. The transcript has 19 exons. Gene Ontology annotation, biological process: nuclear migration. The coding region runs from base 527 to 3457 and encodes 976 amino acids. The record is from RefSeq and is a predicted model, not a curated record. NCBI's taxonomy places the organism in Eukaryota, Metazoa, Chordata, Mammalia, Carnivora, Otariidae. Gene Ontology annotation, cellular component: nuclear outer membrane; cytoplasm; meiotic nuclear membrane microtubule tethering complex. Gene Ontology annotation, molecular function: actin filament binding.